Messenger RNA from Ambispora leptoticha, 471 nucleotides. The record is from the annotation of a GenBank genome assembly. Lineage: Eukaryota; Fungi; Glomeromycota; Glomeromycetes; Archaeosporales; Ambisporaceae.
AUGUGUUUAAAGUGGGUACGUUAUAGAACCUCUCAUAAUAUUACGUGGGAUAUCCUAUCUGCGAUUCCACAAAGUCCUCCUUCCGUAUCUAUAAUACUUCUACGCGGUGUCGCGAACGGUUCUCGUGUUAUUUCCAAUAUCGCUUCUGAUGUGUCAUUGACAGAUAAAAUCUAUUUAUGGACUUUACAAGAUGCAUCACUUCAAAAUGCAUCUGAUUACUCCGUACGAGUCUAUAGUGGGGCACAAGUUAACGGAUACUCUCAAACGUUUUCCAUUAUUAAUACUCAAAACACCACCUCUCUGGGCAGCCCUUCGGGUGGUAAUAGUGCCGCGAGUCCUAGCAGUCCAUCAAAUCCUGUUUCUUCCAAACCAAAUAUUUUAAACGUUGGACCGAAAAUGCAACCUUACAUUUCAACUGCGUUCCUGUUAAUCUUCACAGUUAUUUUUGCUUCUUUCUGUUCAUUCCAGUAA